This is a messenger RNA of Papaver somniferum (opium poppy), 558 nucleotides long. RefSeq lists its product as uncharacterized. The record is from RefSeq and is a predicted model, not a curated record. The transcript has a single exon. The coding region runs from base 1 to 558 and encodes 185 amino acids. NCBI's taxonomy places the organism in Eukaryota, Viridiplantae, Streptophyta, Magnoliopsida, Ranunculales, Papaveraceae.
AUGUGGUUUACAUAUCCUAACUUUUUGAGAAUGGUUGAGGUUUCUUGGAAUGCUCCGGUGUAUGGUAAUCCAGAUUUUAUUUUUUCUUUCAAAUUGAAUCGUUUGAAGGAAGCUAUGAUGUUGUGGAAUCAACAGGUGUUUGGAAAUGUCAAUGCAAGGCUUAAGGAGGCACAACUUAAGUUUGCAGUGGCUAGUAGAAAUUCUGAUGAAGAUCCCUUUAAUUCUGCAAAACUGAAUGAGAUGAAGGAUGAUUUGGUAGUUGUCCAGGAUGUGCAUAUGAAACAACAUAUUAUGCUAAAACAAAAAUCUCGCAAUAAAUGGCUAUUGGAGGGAUCUAGUAAUACUUCUUACUUUCAUAGUACUAUUAACAUUCGUAGGAGUGCCAAUACUAUUUCGGAGCUGGUGGCAGAAGAUGGUUCAACUAUCAGUGAGCCGGACCAACUAAGAGACCAUGUGGUUUCUUAUUAUGAAGCCAAAUUUAAUGGGGAUGACUUUCCAAUUUAUGAGCACUUGUUUGACUAUGAACAUAAUUCCAUGUCUGAAUAUUAUAAUCUCUGA